Molecule: messenger RNA, 4382 nt
Organism: Ctenocephalides felis (cat flea)
Lineage: Eukaryota; Metazoa; Arthropoda; Insecta; Siphonaptera; Pulicidae
Product: tyrosine-protein phosphatase 69D-like
Exons: 13
Coding region: 137-4342 (1401 amino acids)
Biological process (GO): protein dephosphorylation
Molecular function (GO): protein tyrosine phosphatase activity; protein binding
Source: RefSeq, a predicted model, not a curated record
UUAGAUGAUUUUUGGUGAUUUGCGUAUGUGUAUAAUUAAUUAAGUAGGAUAAUUAGCUUUGUGCGUAACGUAUGCGAAAUAAUGUUUUGCGUAGUUAAUAUAUUAUAAGUAAAGACCGGCUUGUGUAUUUGACGCCAUGUUUAAGGACCCAGCCCUUAACAUUAUUUAUAUUUUGCCAUGUAUCCUAUCAAUAAUUUAUAUUUCGACAAUAAGUUGCGAGGAAUAUACUCAAUCAGUCAAAAUUACGGUAACACCGGUAAAAGUAGGAUUGAAUUCGACAAUUGUUUGCAUAUACAAUGCUCCGGAUGUUACACCUACAUGGGAAUUCAAUGGGGUGAACAUAUCUGAUAAUGAAAGGUAUAACUUUCUACAAGAAAUUGAAGAAAACUCUAUAACAUCAAGCCUUCACAUCCACAAUAUCACCCACGCUGACUCGGGAAAUUAUACUUGCACAGUUGCAAUUGAUGAUCAAGUUUUAAGGAAGCAUGCAACAUUAGAUGUUUACUCACCAAUAGUUACUGUAUCUAAAUCUAACAAGCUAAAAUCAAAUGUUGAUGGUGAACAUAUGUUGUAUUGUUUAUUUGAAGGUUUUCCAUUUGGAAAAUUUUAUUGGUUAAGGGGCAAUGAUUCUACAACAAUAUCUUUGCUGAAAGAAAAAAGUAACAUUACUUAUGUUAAUAAUGCAACAAGGGCGAAUUUGACCUUACAUUUGGGUGCAAUUAGUAGGAAGGAUAAUGGCUCCUAUUAUUGCAUUGCAGAGGAUGCCUUUGGUCACAUUCAUAAUGAUUCUGUUAUUGUACUGGUGCUGGAAAAACCACAAGUUAGCAUAGACUUUGUCAAAGCGGUUGGUGCUGAUAAAAUCUAUAUGAAUUGGACUCUCAAUGAUGGGAAUGAUCCAGUUAUAGAAUAUUUUGUUCAAUACAUGGAAGAAGGCACUGGGUCUUACACUUUUUAUAAUGAAAAAAUACAUGGAGGCAAUUAUUCAUUUGUAUUAAAAAAUUUAAAGCCAAAUACUGAAUAUAAGUUGCAAAUGGCUGCAUCGAACAAGCUAGGCAUUGGGCAAUAUCAUAAAUAUGCUCAUCUUGUAAGGACUCUUAAAAAAGAUCCUAAUUUCAUUCCUAAAAUAGAGGUAAAAGGUAAUACGUUUAAUACCAUAACGAUUGGGUGGACUGCCCCACCUACAGAAUUACUGGAACAUAUACAUUAUUAUGAACUACUCGCUCAAGAAUACAAUUCAACUGAUAAGAAGGAAGUUUUACAACCUGAAGAUUCUCGUAACUUGCCUUACAUGUUUGCAGAACUGAAAACGGCCACAAUGUAUUAUUUUAAAGCUCGCGCUUGUAGUGAUUACACACAUUUGUGUGGCAAUUGGUCUGAGAUUGUAAAUGGGACUACUAUGGAUGGUCUCUCGGGUCCUCCACAAAAUGUCACUGUUAUUUGCCAUUUUGACAAUAUUAGUCAUUUAACUUUUGUUAAUGUUAGCUGGGGACCACCAUUAAAUAAAAAUGGUAAAAUCACACACUAUAAUGUGAUUCUGGAAGGACAUGCCACUUACAAAACAAAUCGCGGAUUGCAAACCAAUGAAACAUUGACACCCAAGAUGAAAAGCAUAGCUGAUACAUCCUACAAUGCACGAUUUGAUAUGAUUCCUGCAAACACUAAUUACACAGUACAUGUAGCCGGUGUAACAAGGACCAAAAAACCAGGUGAAAAGACUACAAAAACCUGCACCAUGCCACCUACAAUUCCAAAUAAAGAUGAUUUUCUGAGAUUGAGCUGGGGAAAGGUUGAAGAACAUGGCAACUGGAUGUUCAAAUUAGACCUACCAAGAGUGUCAGAGAGAAAUGGCCGCAUAUGCUGCUAUAGAAUAUUCAUCAUUCGUAUGGUGAACCAUCAAACAAUAUCUGAUUUACCUAGACCUGAAGAUUUGUCAAUAUCAACUUAUGAAGCAGUACAUAAGAAUCCAUCAGGAGGUGUUUAUGUAGCAGAAAUGUUCACAAGCGACAUGCUGAACAAUGAAGUAUUUUUAGGCGAUGGGCGAACUGUUAAUUCAAGUGUGGCUGCUUGCCAACAAUGCAUAGGAUUGAAGCAGAAGAGAAUUAAUUCAAUUCCAUCUUUGACAAUAAAAGAUACAAAAGAUCUUUUGUCGAGGCGAAGAAGAGAUCUUGGCCCUGAGCAACUGCAUCCUCCAAUUAUAUUUGAUGGGCAACUUGAUUCUCAGAGUAACUAUUCAGGAUUUGUUGAAAUCAUGGUGUAUGGGUCCAAACCAGGUCUAGUUAUACCUGCUUAUAGUGACUACUUUGUUUUAUUAAAUCCUGGACCAGAAUUUCCUUUUGCACCAGGAGCAUUCGACAUACUUGGAGUUGUGAUACAACUUUUCUGUGGCUUGAUUUUGGUUGUUUUGUUCCUUUUAUUGUCACUUUGUUUGCUGCAUAGAUAUACUAAACAAGUCGCUCAAGCACAAGGAGUAGAAAUGAUGACAUUAAGAAAUUCGUUCAGACAUCUUUGUAGAAGUUUAAGAGGACGUCAUCAGCUAGUGUCCUUAAGCCCUCCUGAUAUGGUACCCAUACAGAAAGAUGAUUUGCUGAAUGCAUACAUGGAACGGCAUAAAGAUUCAGAUUAUGGUUUUCAACAUGAAUUUGAGUUGCUUCCCGAUCGUUUUCCUGACCGUACAACAAGGGCAUCAGAAGCUCGUGAGAACUUAUACAAGAAUAGAUACCCAGAUAUUAAAGCGUACGAUCAAACAAGAGUAAAGCUUGCUCAAAUUGAUUCUGUAACAGGCUCUGAUUAUAUUAAUGCAAACUUUGUGAUGGGGUAUAAAGAACGAAAGAAAUUUAUCUGUGCACAAGGUCCUAUGGAAAAUACAGUGAAUGACUUCUGGAGAAUGAUAUGGGAACAGCAUUUAGAACUGAUUUUAAUGUUGACCAAUUUAGAAGAGUAUAGUAAAACAAAAUGCGCAAAGUAUUGGCCAGAAAAAACUGAUGGAGACAAAAUAUAUGGAGAUAUUACUGUAGCACAUAUUCAAGAGACAAGAUAUUCAGAUUAUAUUGUUCGUGAAUUGAAAGUGUCCAGAAAUAUAUCAGGGAGAGAAGUUGAUGAACGUAAUAUUUUUCAAUAUCAUUUCUUGGUUUGGAAGGAUUUUAUGGCCCCAGAACAUCCGCAUGGAAUAUUGAAAUUCAUUAAAAGAAUGAAUGAGGCAUAUUCUUUUGAGCACGGGCCUAUUUUGAUACAUUGCAGUGCUGGUGUAGGUAGAACGGGCACUUUAGUUGCAUUAGAUAAUUUGUUGCAACAACUCAAGGAAGAAGGACAAGUUGCUAUUUUCAACACAGUUUGUGAUAUGAGACACCAAAGAAAUUUCCUUGUACAAUCAUUGAAACAAUAUAUAUUUGUUUAUCGGACUUUAAUGGAAGUAGGGCAGUAUGGUGACACCGAAAUUCCAGCAAAUAAAUUGAAGUCUACUAUUGAUAAGUUGAGAAGUAAAGAAAAUGAUAAAGACAGAUGCAAACUAGAUGAAGAGUUUGAUAAAUUCAAGAUGAUCAUGGAAGACCGCAAACCAUAUUCUGUAGGCAUAGGAGAAGAAAAUAUAAUGAAAAACAGAUCUGAAGAAAUUAUACCUUAUGAUAGAAAUCGUGUAAUUUUGACACCUAUAUGUGGAAGAGAGCAUUCAACAUAUAUAAAUGCCUCAUUUAUAGAAGGAUAUGACAAUACAGAAUCAUUCAUAGUGACGCAAGAUCCACUUGAUGACACAAUUGCAGAUUUUUGGAGAAUGAUAUCAGAACAAGGCAUAAGCACCCUCGUUAUGUUAGCAGAUUUGGGAGAAGGUCCUAGGAAAUGCCCUCGUUAUUGGCCAGAUGAUGAGAUUUUGCAUGAUCACAUCAGAGUUAAAUAUGUACAAAGUGAAAGUUGUCCAUAUCAUACUAGGCGAGAAAUUAUUGUUACGAACACAAAGACUGACGAAAGCACUACAAUUACUCAACUGCACUACCAAGGGUGGCCAACGGUAGAGGGGGAAGUACCAGAGGUAACCAGGGGAUUAAUUGAAUUAGUUGAUCAAGCACAAGCUAACCAGCAGCGUGGUGCUACAGGGCCGAUAACAGUACAUUGCAGCACUGGCACUGAAAGGAGUUCGAUGUUUGUUGCAUUGAGUAUUUUAGUUCAACAACUACGGACCGAAAAAAGGGUAGAUAUAUUUACAACAACUCGUAAACUACGAUCACAAAGACACAGUAUGCUCAGUACUUUCGCACAAUAUGAUUUCCUUCACCGAGCUAUUCUGAAUUAUGCAGAAUUGCACCAUUUAACUGAAUCAAAAAAUGAAGACUGUCAACUAAAUUCAAAUUAGAAACUAAAUAACAUUUGGUAGUAUUUUUUAUCUAUAGGAA